Messenger RNA from Racocetra persica, 137 nucleotides. The record is from the annotation of a GenBank genome assembly. Lineage: Eukaryota; Fungi; Glomeromycota; Glomeromycetes; Diversisporales; Gigasporaceae.
AUGUUUCUGAAAGCUCUGAAAAUCCUUGUGAUCCCGUGAUAGCUGAUGUUUCUAAUAUCUUCCCCAGCGUCGCCGUAAAAAGUUACUGUCACGUGAUAGUAUCCGCAAGUGAAUUAAAUAUCUUACUUGCGGGAUAA